Molecule: messenger RNA, 4335 nt
Organism: Rhineura floridana
Lineage: Eukaryota; Metazoa; Chordata; Lepidosauria; Squamata; Rhineuridae
Gene: ZHX2
Product: zinc fingers and homeoboxes 2
Exons: 5
Coding region: 909-3308 (799 amino acids)
Biological process (GO): regulation of transcription by RNA polymerase II
Cellular component (GO): nucleus
Molecular function (GO): DNA binding; DNA-binding transcription factor activity, RNA polymerase II-specific
Source: RefSeq, a predicted model, not a curated record
GUAAGUGGGAAUUUCAUUCCGGAGUUAAGCAUGCACCUGCAGUCCCACCGAGUUCCAAUGGGGUCACGGGUGAGACCGCAGCCCGACCCCAUCCAUAACAAUGGGACUUGCUCCCGAGGAAGCGCUUAGUUACAGCAGCCGUGGAAUAUGCCCUCCGCUCCGUGGCAAAGGCUGCAACCCAGUGCAUACACUAGAAGCGACAUACAAAUCAUGACUUGAUAUUUUUACAGACAACCUUCUCUCCCACCCACCGAGCAAAUUUAUCUAAACGUCCUUCUUAUUACAUUAUAUUAAAGUUUAGAGUAAAACGCAAGACGCACACUUAACAAACCGAAGGGAGAAAAAACAUGGGAAUAGAAUGGAGGAUUUAAUUAAUAAAUAUAGUGUAAAGGUAUACUUUUUAAGGGAGGCACUAGGCUCGGAGGGGGCGGCGGAAGAGAUUUGCUGUGGGUUUUUUCACGUCAAAAGAAAGAAAGAAAAAAGUUUCUCCCAAAUCGAGGGACCCUGCUAGAAGAGCCGCGGGUUGUAUCGUAUGCAAAUACGCAAGCUGACGUAAGAGAUCAUUGUUCAAGCAAGAGUCCCGGACCGGCUCCCCGCGUUCUAGAACGCGCACCGAGAGUUCCAUUCGGGGGAAAGUUCGUCUCUCCGCGUUCCAAAGCUUUGAUCGCAGUUCUUUAAUGGUAAGCCACUUUGGAAGGAUCCGUGAUCCUGAAAAGCAGCACAGAAAUCGCUUAAAUGUAAGGCAGCCGCGUUCGUUUGGUGGCCAGAGCUGAAGGCUAUGGCUAGCACUAGAAUUCUUUAAGCUAUAUUCUGGGCAAUAUCCCUACUGGGAAAGCUAAAAACCAUCUAACGGAGCAUCUUUGGGGCUUGUCCGAGAGAAGAAGUUGCUGCUACUGAGGACACUUACCAUGGCUAGCAAAAGGAAGUCGACAACUCCAUGUAUGGUACGAGCAUCUGAGUCUAUGGAGCAGGUGGUUCCCAAGGACUGUAAUGCAAGAAGGGCAGCUGGCACUCCAGACCAGGACACUGAAGACGGUUUGGUUGCCAGUAAGGAGAACUGUGAAAAUGACUGUGAAGUGAUUGAGGGGAAAUCUUCCCCAGCCAAUCCAACGAGAAAACCUCUUGGAGGUUAUGAAUGUAAGUACUGCCCCUAUUCCACACAGAAUCUGAAUGAAUUCACCGAGCACAUAGACAUGCAGCACCCCAAUGUGAUCCUCAACCCCCUCUAUGUGUGUGCCGAAUGUAACUUUACAACCAAAAAGUAUGAUUCCUUAUCCGAACACAACACAAAACUCCACCCGGGAGAAAAUAACUUCAAGCUUAAGUUAAUCAAGCUCAACAAUCAGACUGUCCUAGAGCAGUCCAUUGAGGUAACGAACAGCUCUGUUGUUGUAGAAACCCCUGAAUAUGAGUUGGUUCCUGUUGGGGCAAGCAGUGCAAACAAAACAUCCCCAGUUAUUAAUGUUGGAAAGCCGAAAGGUGAAACCCAGAAAAUUUCUCUGGAUAAGCACCUCGAUGGGAUCCCUCACCUUGUUACCGAAACCACUGAACCUAUUACAUGUAUUAACGGAGCAGAGCUUCUCCAGGAUAUUCUGGCUCAUGUGAUGCCCUCUGUACAGCUCCCGCCAAAUAUCAGUCUUGUUCCAAAAGUCCCUGUACCACUGAAUAGUACCAAAUACAAUUCCGCACUGGACACUAACGCAACUAUGAUCAAUUCCUUCAAUAAAUUUCCGUACCCAACGCAGGCAGAGUUAUCAUGGCUGACGGCAGCGUCCAAGCACCCGGAGGAACAGAUCCGAAUUUGGUUUGCCACUCAGCGUUUGAAGCACGGUAUCAGCUGGUCUCCAGAAGAGGUAGAAGAGGCCAGGAAGAAGAUGUUCAAUGGCACCAUCCAGCCGGCAGCCCAGACCAUUGCUGUUCUGCCCGCUCAUGUCACCGCUGCAAAAAUGCCACAGCCACUUAUCCAAACGGCUGUGCCUUGUCAGAUACUCAGUCAGACUGGCCUGGUUUUGACACAAGUAUCGAAUGGAUCGAAUGUCUCCCCAAUUACCCUUGCCGUUGCAGCCAGUCAAGGGCAGAAACGAAGCACGCAGAACCAGCCAGCGGUCCCAGAAGCCAAGCGUCCACACAUUGUUCCUGCCGAAGUCUUGUCCAAACCAAACACCCCUGCUACUCCUAUAAGCACAACCACCAUGCCGUUAUCUCCUGUGCUGCUGACAUCAUCAAAUGAUCGCAAGAAGACCAAGGAACAGAUAGCAGCCCUGAAGGCAAGUUUUAUUGUCAGCCAGUUUCCUGAUAAUGCAGAAGUGUACAGGCUGAUUGAAAUCACGGGCCUGUCCAGAAGUGAGAUCAAGAAGUGGUUCAGUGACCACCGAUAUCGAAGUCAAAGGGGAAUUGUCCACAUCACAAGCGAGUCCAUAGCCAAGGACCAGGUUGCCCUUGCUGCUGCACGGCAGGGGCGGACAUACAGUCCAUACCCAGACAUCACUUUCCAGAAGUUCAAAGGAAAAUCCCGAGAACAGCUUGGGAUCCUUGAAGAAAGUUUCCUUAAAAGCUCUUUCCCAACCCAAAGUGAGCUGGAAAGACUUAGGGAAGCAGCCAAUAUAACUGGAAGAGAGGUUGAAUCCUGGUUCACUGAGCGAAGAAAGCUCAGGGAUAACAUGGAACAAGCCAUCUUGGAUGCAAUGGGUUCAAGUAUAAAAAAUAAGGAGGAAGGAGCUUCCAACGGUGCAGUAAGCCUAACAGAGCAGUUCUACAUCUUGCAGGCACCGUCAUCUUUGUCUAGGUGCUCCACAGCAUUUGCCCCAAGUAGUCAAGAGCAGGUCCAUUUCUUGAAGAGUACGUUUGUGAGAACUCAGUGGCCAUCCCCACAAGAGUAUGAUGAGUUGGCAGCUCAAACAGGGCUCACUAGGACUGAAAUAGUUCGCUGGUUCAAAGAGAACAGGAGCUGUCUAAGAACCGGGACAUUAAAAUGGUUGGACCAGUACCAGCGCACCGUCGAUGGGUAUAAUGGGAUAAAGAGCCCGGUGCCCACUGAGACUCUGGAGAACAGUGAUGACAAGGAGCAUCAGAAGCUGGGGAAGCAGAAUGUAGAGGGGAUGGAGAAAUCCAAAUGCAAUCACCAAGACAGUCAAGGCAAUGAUGAGAACCAGGACACAGGCAAUGUGAGUUGGGAAGAAGUCACCAUUGAUGAUGAUGACGACGACGACGAUGCUUCAGACUGUAUGGAGAGCUGGGAUCCAACAGUGCCAGGAAGCAAAGCAGAUCUUGAUUCAGAAAGUAUAUCCGGCGAUAACUCUCACACCUAGACAGACCUAGAAAGCUGAAUAAUAUGCCUAUCUUUCAAUUCUUUGGAAGUAUGCUAUCACUGACCUUGGGAUCAGACAAGAUCUUCAGAAACAGGAUAAUCCAAUGAGUUUUGCCUCCCAAUUUGAAGCAUGUUGGCCCAGUCACAAUGAAGAAAAGACAAUCCUGUGGAGAGUCGCAACAAGUCUCAUGGUGCCAAAUUCCCACUCGGGGAUUUUUCAACAAGGGCCCUUGUAUAUAGGUUUUCUCUGCAAUGUGUUAGUUGCUUGCAUACUUCAGUUUACAACGUGGAGACUUUUUUUGCUGCCUUUUCUGGUUGGCACAUACAUUGCAGAUCCUUGCCAUCUCAAUGUCAUGGUUUGGCUUACCAGUUUUCUUAAAAAAUCAGUAACCGCCGUGUCUACUUUCCACAAUAAUUGGAAACUUUUUGGCCUGCUGCAUCCAUUUCUAAAGAUGUGUUUCUAUUCCCCCAAUGAGUGUUUAUCCAUCUCAACACAUUUUUACUGAUUACAUCGUGGGUUGGCUGUUUGCUUCAGCUUUCUUGACAGCCAUUUGUUCCUCUGCAUGCAGAAAAGAAACGUCGUCUCAGUGGGAGAACAGAUCUCUUUCAACACAUCCUGCAUUUCACCGUUUGCCAAAACAUCUGGAUUAUGGAACGCCGGAGAUGUUGACCGUACAACGCCUUUGCUUGUUCCAAGCACCUUUUUUUCUACUACGUAUAGUACAAUCUUUUUAAUUAAAAAAAAAACACUUUACAACAGAGGGCUUAAGCUUCUUUAUAACUGAACUUGUUCAUAAUUCUUUGUUGGUGCAAAGACAGAGAGAGACUUAUUUUUGUCGGCCCUAGAUGCUGUAGUGCACAACAGUUUUGCUUGUUCCUGGGUCCCAGUGUGCACUUUUGUUCUCCAAAUGACUGCUAAAAGGAGGAGCUAAACUGUCAUAAGUAUAUAUGGAGGUGACUUUGCUGUGGUUUGGAGAGUGUGAUCCGUUCCCCCCUCCCACAAUUAUACACUGCUCAAAUCUAAUGAU